Messenger RNA from Tachysurus fulvidraco (yellow catfish), 5241 nucleotides. RefSeq names its product thrombospondin 1b (gene thbs1b). Gene Ontology annotation, biological process: negative regulation of angiogenesis; cell adhesion. Gene Ontology annotation, molecular function: calcium ion binding; protein binding. Gene Ontology annotation, cellular component: extracellular region. The transcript is spliced from 23 exons. The record is from RefSeq and is a predicted model, not a curated record. The coding region runs from base 238 to 3750 and encodes 1170 amino acids. Lineage: Eukaryota; Metazoa; Chordata; Actinopteri; Siluriformes; Bagridae.
GAGGUAAGCGGACCUCCGAGCCUCUGAUUGGAAGAGACGCGCUCGCAGGAAUGUCAUGAAACUAUUUAAAUAGCACUUUGUCCUCUCCGGCAAUAGAGUUUGAGCUGCUUAACAAGAGGGAAAGUGUUCGGGAAAGCAGCCUAUUUAAAAGUACUAUAAUCGGAAUUACCAGAGUUGUUGGACUAUACUUAUUUCUUAUUAUUUGACAAGAAAACAGGAACAAGAAGAGACUCUGCCAUGAAGCUAACAGGAAUAUUUUUAUUAGUGAUGCUUUGGAGCUGCGAGAGCGCAAGGGAGGCAGAAAGCAGAGACGACAACAGCGUUUACGAUCUGUUUGAGCUCGUUCAAGUGCCUAAGAAGAACCACGGGGUCAUGCUCGUGAAGGGCGACGACCCUUACAGUCCCGCCUACAAGAUCCUGAACCCGGACUUGAUCCCGCCGGUGCCCGAAAGUGAUUUCCGCGACCUGGUGGACUCGGUGCAGGCGGAGCGCGGCUUCUUAUUCUUGGUCAACUUCAAGCAGGCGCGGCGCACCAGGGGCUCCCUGUUCACCGUGGAGAAGCGCGACGGCUCCGGCACCCUGCUCGAGGUGGUCUCUAAUGGCAAAGCCAACACGCUGGACAUCGUUUUCGCCACGGAAAACAAGCAGCAAGUGGUGUCUAUUGAGGAAGCGGAACUGGCCACGGGCCAAUGGAAGAACAUUACGCUCUUCGUGCAAGAGGACAGGGUGCACGUCUAUGUUGGAUGUGAGGAGAUCAACAACGCCGAGCUGGACGCGUCUAUCCACAACGUGCUCACUCCUGAGACACCAAGCGUCGCCGACCUGAGGAUAGGCAAGGGAGCCGUUAAUGACAGAUUCAUGGGUGUGCUCCAAAACGUCCGAUUCGUUUUUGGAACUACGCUGGAUGCAAUACUGAGAAAUAAAGGAUGUCAAAACUCUGUUUCUGACAUUAUAACUCUACAUAAUCCAGUUAAUGGAUCCAGCCCAGCUAUCAGGACUGAUUUUACUGGUCACAAAACAAAAGAUUUGCAGUUGAUUUGUGGCUAUACCUGUGACGAAAUGACCAGCAUGUUUAAGGAACUAAAGACCCUUGGUGUAAUGGUCAAAGAUCUGACCAACAAGCUCCGCAAAGUGACAAAUGAAAACAAUGAGCUUGGUGGAAACAUAAUUAUCCGGGCUGGUGUCUGUAUCCAUAAUGGCAUAGUGCAUAAAAACAAGGAAGAAUGGACAGUGGAUGACUGCACUGAAUGUACUUGCCAAAACUCAGCGACGGUGUGCCGUAAGAUUUCUUGUCCCCUGCUUCCUUGUGCCAAUGCAACCGUUCCUGAUGGUGAAUGCUGCCCCCGAUGUGGAACUCCCAAUGACUCUGCUGAGGAUGGCUGGUCCCCCUGGUCUGAAUGGACUCAUUGUUCUGUGUCCUGUGGAAGGGGUACUCAGCAGCGUGGCCGCUCCUGUGACCGCAUCAAUAACAUCUGUGAGGGCACAUCUGUGCAAACGAGAGAAUGUUACCUUCAGGAGUGUGACAAGCGCUUUAAGCAAGAUGGCAACUGGAGCCACUGGUCACCAUGGUCAUCUUGCUCUGUUACCUGUGGAUCUGGAGUUAUCACACGCAUUCGUCUCUGUAACUCACCUACUCCCCAGAUGGGAGGAAGAGAGUGUCAGGGUCAAGGCAGACAGACUGAAAAAUGUGAGAAGUCACCAUGCCCAAUCAGUGGAGGUUGGGGGCCAUGGUCACCUUGGGAUACCUGUUCAGUAACCUGUGGAGGCGGUGUCCAAAAUAGAAAACGUCUUUGCAAUAGUCCACCACCCAAGUACGGUGGAAAAGACUGUGUUGGUGAUGGAAAGGGAACUCAGCUGUGCAACAAAAAUGCAUGCCCUAUUGAUGGAUGUCUGUCCAAUCCUUGCUUUGCUGGAGCUCAGUGUACAAGUUUUCCAGAUGGGUCUUGGAAAUGUGGAAAAUGCCCAGCAGGUUACACUGGCAAUGGCAUUAACUGUAAAGACAUUGAUGAGUGUAAGGAGGUUCCGGAUGCUUGCUUCGUAUUUAAUGGCGUCCACAGAUGUGAAAAUACAGUACCUGGCUACAACUGCCUGCCAUGUCCUUCACGCUACAGUGGUCCACAGCCAUUUGGACGUGGAGUGGAGGAUGCCGCUUCAAAGAAACAGUUGUGCACACCUCGUAAUCCCUGCCUUGAUGGAAGCCAUGACUGCAAUAAGAACGCCCGCUGCAACUACCUGGGUCAUUUUGCAGACCCCAUGUUCCGCUGUGAGUGCAAGCCCGGCUAUGCUGGGAAUGGACACAUCUGUGGAGAGGACACAGAUCUGGAUGGUUGGCCAAAUGCUGACCUUGUGUGUGUGGAGAAUGCUACCUAUCACUGCAAGAAGGACAACUGCCCAAACCUUCCAAAUUCUGGUCAAGAGGACUAUGACAAGGAUGGAAUUGGUGAUGCUUGUGAUGACGAUGAUGAUGAUGAUGGCAUUCCCGAUGACAGGGACAAUUGCCCAUUCGUUUUCAAUCCAAGACAGUAUGACUAUGACCGAGAUGAUGUUGGUGACCGCUGUGACAACUGCCCAUACAAUAGCAACCCUGACCAAACUGACACAGACAAUAACGGUGAAGGGGAUGCAUGUGCUGUGGACAUUGAUGGAGAUGGUAUUCUGAAUGAAAAGGAUAACUGUCCUUAUCUGUACAAUGUGGAUCAGAAAGAUACUGAUAUGGAUGGUGUUGGUGACCAGUGUGAUAACUGCCCCCUGGAGCACAAUCCUGACCAGCUUGAUACAGACUCUGACCUUGUAGGAGAUAAAUGUGACAGCAAUCAGGACAUUGACGAAGAUGGUCAUCAAAACAACUUGGACAACUGCCCUUAUAUUCCAAAUGCUAACCAAGCUGACCAUGACAAAGAUGGCAAAGGAGAUGCUUGUGAUUAUGAUGAUGACAAUGAUGGCAUCCCAGAUGAAAAAGAUAACUGUAGGCUAGUUUUUAACCCAGAUCAGCUGGACACUGAUGGUGAUGGACGUGGUGAUGCUUGUAAGGAUGACUUUGACCAGGACAAUGUUCUAGACAUCUAUGAUGUGUGCCCAGAGAACUUUGACAUCAGUGAGACUGACUUCCGCAAAUUCCAGAUGGUGCCUCUGGAUCCCAAGGGCACUUCCCAAAUUGAUCCUAACUGGGUAGUCCGUCACCAAGGGAAAGAGUUGGUUCAGACAGUUAACUGUGACCCAGGCAUUGCUGUUGGAUUUGAUGAGUUUAACUCAGUGGACUUCAGUGGGACCUUUUUCAUCAAUACAGAGAGAGAUGAUGACUAUGCAGGAUUUGUGUUUGGUUACCAGUCCAGCUCCCGCUUCUAUGUGGUGAUGUGGAAACAAAUAACUCAGACCUACUGGUCCAGCACACCCACCAAGGCACAGGGUUACUCAGGGCUGUCAAUCAAAGUGGUUAACUCAACUACAGGACCAGGUGAACACCUAAGGAAUGCCCUUUGGCACACUGGGGAUACUCCUGGACAGGUGCGCACUCUGUGGCAUGACCCUAAGAAUGUUGGUUGGAAAGACUUUACUGCUUACAGAUGGCACCUGAAUCACAGACCAAGAACAGGACACAUAAGGGUUGUUAUGUACGAAGGAAAGAAGAUCAUGGCAGAUUCUGGAAGAAUUUAUGACAAAACAUAUGCAGGUGGACGGCUAGGUCUUUUUGUCUUCUCACAAGAGAUGGUAUACUUCUCAGAUCUUAAAUAUGAAUGCAGAGAUGCAUAAUUGCACAAGCAGGACGUUUUUGGAAGAAGGCACCUUUCUCUAUAAUUACGAAUAUGUAUUCCAUGCAAAGUCCAGGGACAGAUUUUCCACUACAUUUUUUUGUCUAAUGCACUCUGGUGGGGCAAGAAGUGGAUUUAUGGUAACCAAUGCUGGUUUGGACAGAGCUAACAGAGCUGACUGGGGAUUCAGGACCCCUCCACCAAGACCAGGUAGAGCAGAAAAAGCCCCCAAAUGCUUGGAUUGAUUGAUUCUGAAAACUCAUUCAGAUCUGUGCAGGAAUUGCUCCCUGCAUACAUAUAUGCACUUGAGUACCUUCUCUCGCUGCAUUAUUUUUUAUUCCCCCAAUGGAUAUUAAAAGAUGAGACCAAUCAUUAGGCUUUAAUUCUCAUAUAUUUGCCCUAGUAUUGUAAUUUAUUGAAGAUCUAUUGACAAUGACAACAUCGAAAAGACUUUAAACAGGGUAUGGAGAGUUUAUCAUGCUACUAAUUAGCAAGACUUUACCAAGUGGAUGUAAUGGCAUUUAUAAUGUUGAUGUGUGGAAAAUAUCAAAAUCAAGGUUCAAAGAUUUUAAUUGUGCUUAACAGUCAAAACAAAACAAAAAAAGUCUAACUUAUACACCAAUACCCUCAAAUUAAGUUAAGCCAGCAUAAUUGAAAUCACUUAGCAGUAGCUCAAAUAAAAUUUUAGGUAAUUUCUGACAUCAGUGGACAUAGAGAACUAAGUCCAUAACCAUGGUUUUCUCAGGGUGAGACCAGAUAUUGACCAAACAUUUGAACACAGAAGGAAGCUAUGUUUUAGGCUUAGACUGAGUCACCAGUAAUUUUUGUAGUAACAUUUUAAAACCAAACCAUUAAGAUGGAAUUGUAAAUGACACAGUCAUCUACAGGGAGCAUAUAAAAUAAAGGCCUCUUUACAAUUGUUUUAAGAAAAGCACUUGCAAAGUAUGAGUUGGAGCUGGGAUGAUGGACCAUGGAAUCCACAUUAUUCAUAGGUUUAUUAAUAGGUAAAGGUUGUGGUUGUUUGGUGAGGAAAUUCUAACCUAUUGGAUAUUCUAAUGUAUUGUAUGUAAAAGCUACAAUCAAUGUAACUUAUUUAUCAAUUAUAAUAGUAUAAUAUAUAGACAAAUUCAAAAAUAUAUACAAUAUAAAUAUUGUAGUGUCACUGGCUAUAGCUAUCUGACCACACACUCCAUUAUGCCUUAUCUGACCACAUUCAUAGAUCCCAAAAGGAGAGUUUUACAUGUGUGCCUUUUGCCUUGGAAAAAGAGAGAUUAAGGAAAACUUAAAUGUACAACACAAUGUACAACUUUUACCUCAACACAGUCCUAAAAUUGAACCAAUUUAAAUCUAUUAGUACUUUUAUUGUGUUGAAGAAAGCAACUUGGUCAGCUAUUGUUUCUGUAGCACAAGCUGUAAAUAGUAUUACAUUCCUCCACAAGAAGAAUACAGCAUCUGAUUCACUUAAUAAACAAAAAUAAAGUGUUUUGUUUCA